Messenger RNA from Amphimedon queenslandica, 528 nucleotides. RefSeq names its product dihydropyrimidinase-like. The coding region runs from base 27 to 299 and encodes 90 amino acids. The record is from RefSeq and is a predicted model, not a curated record. Gene Ontology annotation, biological process: pyrimidine nucleobase catabolic process. The transcript has 2 exons. Gene Ontology annotation, cellular component: cytosol. NCBI's taxonomy places the organism in Eukaryota, Metazoa, Porifera, Demospongiae, Haplosclerida, Niphatidae. Gene Ontology annotation, molecular function: dihydropyrimidinase activity.
AUUGAAUUGAAAUUUGUUUUUGUAUCAUGUCCUUCCUUCCUUUCUCACAGGCUGUUGACUUUAACAUAUUUGAGGGACUAGAGUGCCACGGUGUCCCUGUUUAUGUCAUCUCUCGUGGUAAGGUCGUUGUUGAUCACGGGAAGAUAGACGUGGUCAAGGGGAGUGGCAAGUUUAUCCCUCGUAAGCCUUGGACCGACUUUGUGUACUCUAGAGUCCAUCAGAGGGACAAGGUUGAUCAGCCACAAAAGGUUGAGCGUGAGCCUUAUACUGGCCCUGUCAUAGACCUGAGCAAGAAAUAAACCGAGGCCCUCUUGCCUUUGUGGUGAAUGAAAUAAUUUUUCUUUACUUUGAGAAUAAUUAAAAUAAUAAUAAUAGUGUGUGGAAAGUUAACAGUGUAAUAGUAAAAAUAAUUGUAAUGAUUAUUGUUGAUCAUAAUAAAAAAUUGUCUUUUUUAAAAUUUAAAGUUCUUGAGUGACUCAGCAUAGCACUGUAUAGUACAGUAUAAAGUUUUUGUGGAAUAUUCUUCAC